AGGCGAGUGCGCAAGUUACGCGCGUGUAUAAAACUCGCAGCAACCCUCGACAGUCGACUGACGGCUGCACGGUGACCGAAGCUCGCACUACACCGCAGUUAGGAUGAUGUGGACCGUGAACUUGACACUAGCUGGCUGUCUGUGUAUGCUGGUCCUGGCCGCACCCUGUUGUUGUGAACCUUUGGCGGGUCCCGACCCCAUCGCCAGACCUGCUCGGCCUAAGUCCUUCGCUUCACCAGACGAUCUUCGUCUGUACCUUGACCAGCUCGGGCAGUAUUUCGCCGUUGUUGGACGACCUAGGUUCGGGAAGAGAACGGCCCUAGCAGUGAGCAAGCCGGCACAGUCUGCAGCUCCCCGUGAACUACUCCCCAGCUACCAGCCUGCUUAUCCCCAAAGUGACAGCGCAGAUAUCUACGAUAUAUUUCCUUUCUACCAGCCCCAGCAACCAGAAUAGUUUUCGCCGAUGCAGUUUUUAAUUUUCAGUGAAUUUCUGCUACAGAUAAUUCCGAAUGUUGUAAUUUUUCUAUGCUGUAAUUUUUGGACUGAGUGGUGUAAUUAAGACUGUGUCUGUUCGCAGUGUAGUAUUAAACCAAAUUCUAUGUACAUUUAUGUCACAAUUAAAUUAAGAACUUACCGAGAGUAAAAA
Molecule: messenger RNA, 646 nt
Organism: Homalodisca vitripennis (glassy-winged sharpshooter)
Lineage: Eukaryota; Metazoa; Arthropoda; Insecta; Hemiptera; Cicadellidae
Product: pro-neuropeptide Y-like
Exons: 3
Coding region: 104-454 (116 amino acids)
Cellular component (GO): extracellular region
Molecular function (GO): hormone activity
Source: RefSeq, a predicted model, not a curated record